AUGGAGUUGGGAGUUUUGCUGGCUGCCCUAGCAGCAGCGUAUGUUCUUUACUGCUUCUUCCGACCCAAGGCAGGCCUGCAGUUACCCCCUGGUCCCAGGGGAAUGCCCAUAAUCGGAAAUUUGCUGGAUUUACCGCCAACAGGAAAGCAGGAAUGGCAGCACUGGCUCAAGCAUAAGACGCUUUACGGACCUUUGAGCUCGAUCUCGAUCUUCGGAACUACUUUGGUGAUCAUCAACGAUCGCAACCUUGCUCUAGAAAUUUUGGAGAAGCGCUCUGCCAAGCACUCAUCUCGACCUGAUACAGUGUUUGCGGAUGAAAUCGAUCAAAUAUUGAUUCGCAUUGAAAACAGCGUUGGGUGGGGCAAAGCGCCCUCAAGUCAAGACAAUACCAGUCUUCUUCGUCAAUACCGCAAGGCAAUGGCGCGCAUUAUUGGAUCGCGCAGUUCCAUGUCCAAAUUCGACGAUAUGCUCGAAGUGGAAGCGCGACGCUUCCUUUGGCGUGUGCUCAACCACCCGAAAGACUUUGUGAACCACACAAGAACUGCCGCCGGUGCAUUCAUUCUGAAAAUCACCUACGGAUACAAUAUCGAGCCGCAUCUGAGCGACCCUCUUGUAUCCUUGGCUGAUUUGGCACUCCAACAAUUUUCGGCUUCAGUCGUUCCUGGUGCUUGGCUAGUUGACAUGAUUCCAUUUUGGGCUGGGUUCAAGAAGACCGCGCGUUUCUACGCUCACACCUUGACCCGCCUUGUCGAAGAACCAUUUGCAUUCACGAAAUCGCAAAUGGCAGACGAAAAGCACAACUCGUUCACUGCGAACCUGCUCCAACAGGGGGAAGAUGAAGAGAUCGUGAAAUGGUCAUCAGUUGCACUAUAUAGUGCUGGAGCAGAUACGACUGUUUCUGCUCUCCAGGGCUUUUAUCUUGCAAUGAUGCUUCACCCUGAAGUUCAGCGAAAGGCACAAGCAGAACUUGAUCAAGUGCUCGGAAAGAAUGUAUUCCCUUCAGUUGCAGACAGAGACAGACUGCCUUAUAUCAACGCUGUUGUCAAAGAGGCUCUGCGUUGGCACACCGUUGCGCCCCUUGGGUUGCCUCACAAAACCGAUCAAGACGAUGUGGUGAACGGCCACUUGAUACCAAAGGGAGCCUUAUUGCUUGCAAACAUUUGGUCCUUCAAUAAUGACUCCGAGGCCUAUAACGAUCCUACUGUGUUUAAUCCUGAGCGAUUCUUGCUCGACUCAGCCUCCACUACAACUCCAGAUCCCUACAACGUGAGCUUCGGCUUUGGACGACGCUUAUGUCCUGGUCGUCUGGUUGCAGAUAUUUCUCUCUUCCUUACAAUCUCUCACACCCUUGCUGUUUUCAAUAUCACGAAGCCUCUCAACAAAGAUGGACAGGAGGUUGAGUCCUCUGUGAACUUUACCCCUGGUAUCAUCAGCCACCCCGAGGAAUAUGAGUGCGUUUUCACCCCGCGGAGCAACGAGCACCGUGAGCAUGUCCUUGAAUUCGAGCGCAAUCAUCCAUUUGAGAAGGGUGACGCUCCCUACCUGAAAGAGGUUCUCAAGGAGAGACAAACGCUGGCAUGA
Molecule: messenger RNA, 1581 nt
Organism: Penicillium olsonii
Lineage: Eukaryota; Fungi; Ascomycota; Eurotiomycetes; Eurotiales; Aspergillaceae
Source: the annotation of a GenBank genome assembly